AUGAGGCCGCGGCCCGACGGUCGGGGGCUGCGCGCGGGAGCCGCGCUGUCGCCCGCGCUGCUGCUGCUGCUGCUGUUGCCGCCACCGCCACCGCUGCUGGGACGUCUGUGGGCGGCGGGCACGCCCGCCACGUCGGCGUCCGGGACUUGGGAGGACGGCGCGCCGGGCGCAGGCCGCGUGAAGCGCGGCUGGGUGUGGAACCAGUUCUUCGUGGUGGAGGAGUACACGGGCACCGAGCCUCUGUACGUGGGCAAGAUCCACUCAGACUCAGACGAGGGAGACGGCGCCAUCAAGUACACCAUCUCAGGUGAGGGCGCCGGCACCAUCUUCCUGAUAGACGAGCUGACGGGCGACAUCCAUGCCAUGGAGCGCCUGGACCGUGAGCAGAAAACCUUCUACACACUGCGGGCCCAGGCCCGGGACCGUGCCACCGACCGCCUGCUGGAGCCCGAGUCGGAGUUCGUCAUCAAGGUGCAGGACAUCAAUGACAGCGAGCCCCGCUUUCUGCACGGCCCCUACAUCGGCAGCGUGGCCGAGCUCUCACCCACAGGCACGUCGGUGAUGCAGGUGAUGGCCUCCGACGCGGAUGAUCCCACUUACGGCAGCAGUGCUCGGCUGGUGUACAGCGUGCUGGAUGGAGAACACCACUUCACCGUGGACCCCAAGACCGGUGUGAUCCGGACAGCUGUGCCUGACCUUGACCGGGAGAGCCAGGAGCGCUACGAGGUGGUGAUCCAGGCCACAGAUAUGGCGGGCCAACUGGGCGGCCUCUCGGGCUCCACUACUGUCACCAUCGUGGUCACCGACGUCAAUGACAACCCACCCCGUUUUCCACAGAACGUGUUCAAGGUCACCACGGACAGUGACACCCAAGAGGCCAUCAUCUUAGUGCAGAAGCGCCUGGACUUCGAGUCCCAGCCAGUGCACACCGUGGUCCUGGAGGCCCUCAACAAGUUCGUGGACCCCCGCUUCGCUGACCUGGGCACGUUCCGCGACCAGGCUAUCAUCCGCGUGGCUGUGACCGACGUGGACGAGCCCCCCGAGUUCCGGCCGCCCUCCGGCCUCCUGGAGGUGCAGGAGGACGCGCAGGUGGGCUCCCUGGUCGGCGUGGUGACGGCGCGGGACCCCGAUGCCGCCAACCGGCCCGUCCGGUACGCCAUUGACCGCAGCUCCGAUCUGGACCAGAUCUUCGAUAUCGACGCGGACACAGGCGCCAUUGUGACAGGCAAGGGACUGGACCGCGAGACGGCGGGUUGGCACAACAUCACAGUGCUGGCCAUGGAGGCUGACAAUCAUGCCCAGCUAUCCCGGGCAUCCCUAAGGAUACGAAUCUUGGACGUGAAUGACAAUCCUCCGGAACUGGCCACGCCCUAUGAGGCAGCUGUGUGUGAGGACGCCAAGCCAGGCCAGCUCAUCCAGACCAUCAGCGUGGUGGACAGAGAUGAGCCCCAGAGUGGCCACCGCUUCUAUUUCCGCCUGGUGCCUGAGGCUCCCAGCAACCCUCACUUCUCCCUGCUUGACAUCCAAGUCCUGGUGCUGCUGAUUCUCACCCUCCGGCGCCACCACAAGAGCCACCUGAGCUCGGACGAGGACGAGGACAUGCGGGACAACGUCAUCAAAUACAACGAUGAGGGCGGCGGCGAGCAGGACACGGAGGCCUACGACAUGUCGGCGCUGCGGAGCCUCUACGACUUCGGCGAGCUCAAGGGCGGCGACGGGGGUGGCGGCGGGGGCACCGGCGGGGGCGCAGGGAGCCCCCCGCAGGCUGGCCUGCCAACCGAGCGCCACUCGCUGCCGCAGGGACCCGCGAGCCCAGAGCCGGACUUCUCGGUGUUCAGGGACUUCAUCGGCCGCAAGGUGGCGCUGGCGGACGGGGACCUGUCGGUGCCGCCCUACGACGCCUUCCAGACCUACGCCUUCGAGGGCGCGGACUCGCCGGCCGCCUCGCUCAGCUCGCUGCACAGCGGCUCGUCCGGCUCCGAGCAGGACUUCGCCUAUCUCAGCAGCUGGGGCCCGCGCUUCCGGCCGCUGGCCGCGCUCUACGCCGGACACCGCGCAGACGACGAGGCGCCUGCCUCCUAG
This is a messenger RNA of Orycteropus afer afer, 2082 nucleotides long. It is a transcript of the gene CDH22, whose product is annotated as cadherin 22. Lineage: Eukaryota; Metazoa; Chordata; Mammalia; Tubulidentata; Orycteropodidae. The transcript is spliced from 10 exons. Gene Ontology annotation, molecular function: cadherin binding; calcium ion binding. The record is from RefSeq and is a predicted model, not a curated record. Bases 1 to 2082 code for a protein of 693 amino acids. Gene Ontology annotation, biological process: calcium-dependent cell-cell adhesion; adherens junction organization; cell-cell junction assembly. Gene Ontology annotation, cellular component: adherens junction; plasma membrane; catenin complex.